This is a messenger RNA of Pochonia chlamydosporia 170, 2475 nucleotides long. Its product is annotated as oligopeptide transporter. Gene Ontology annotation, molecular function: oligopeptide transmembrane transporter activity. The transcript has 2 exons. The record is from RefSeq and is a predicted model, not a curated record. The coding region runs from base 1 to 2475 and encodes 824 amino acids. Gene Ontology annotation, biological process: transmembrane transport. NCBI's taxonomy places the organism in Eukaryota, Fungi, Ascomycota, Sordariomycetes, Hypocreales, Clavicipitaceae.
AUGGCCAGCCAAGAUGGUGACGUUCAGCAGAGCCCCGCCGUUACCAGCGCCAUAGCAGGAAAAGCGGACAGUCGCAAAGAGAAGCAGAACAGCCAAACAAAUAUACACAAGACCACCGACUCCGAAGAUCCAGUUACCGAAGGCACGAAACAUACUGACCCCGAAAAGGCCAAAAGUAUCACCAAUGUCGAUCAAGAUGGGGACGACUAUGAUGUCAGAAAAGAAGAUCACUUUGGCGAGGCAACCGUCAUCAAAACCGCAAAGGACUUGGUCACACACGUUCUCCAUGUCGACGAUGAUCCAACCAAGUCUCCGUGGACUUUUCGCGCAAUACUGAUAGGUAUGAUCUUGUGCACCUUUGCAUCUGUGCUGCAAGAAAUCUUCUACUUCAAACCCCAGAUUAUUCUGGUGUCUGUUGUGUUCUUAACUGUGCUCGGAUAUAUUCUUGCAAUGCCAUUCCAGCUCAUCCCACGGCCCAUUGGGGAUGGCAAAAUAGCUCGCCUUUGUCGCUUCCUGAACCCUGGCGAAUUCAACUCCAAGGAACACGCCUUCACGAUUAUUAUGGGCUCUGCAGGCUCCUCGUCCGCGGUGGCGACUCAAAUUCUAGCAGCACAGCGUCUUUACUACGGAUUCACACCUAACAAGGGAGCGGCUAUCUUCCUCGUCAUCUCCUCACAGUUUUUGUCCUAUGGCGUUGCGGGUAUGCUUCGCACAGUUCUAGUUCAUCCGGCUAAGAUGCUUUGGCCCGUCAACAUUCCUGUCAACACUCUUCUGGAAACAUUGCAUCGUGACAGGAGCGAGACACAGAAAAGGCUGCGAUAUUUCACCUUUAUAUUCAGCGGUGCAUUUCUCUGGGAAAUAAUUCCAGCGUGGAUUGCACCCAUUUUCCAGGGCAUCUCCAUUCCAUGCUUGGCGAGACAAGAUAGCCUUCUGAUUACGAAUCUGUUUGGGGGUGCGCAGAAUAACGAAGGUCUUGGCUUCUUGGGCCUCUGUUUUGACUGGAACUACAUUGCGGGACUUAGCUCCCCUUUGUGGUACCCUCUUUAUACUCUGGUCAACAGCUUGGGGGGAUACCUACUUUGCAUAGUGCUCUUCAUGGGUAUUUACUACGGCAACAUAUGGCGCUCCCGGGACUUUCCAUUCCUGUCGCAGUUGAUGUUCCACCAGUCGUCCAACGCCACAAAUUUCGUCCAGUACAACAUCACCGCCAUCUUGAACCCGGAUAACACCAUCAAUAGCACCCUUGUUGCGGAACAGGGCCUCCCAUAUCUCUCCGGAUCGUACCUACUCAGUUUUAUAUCCACCAAUGUUGGCAUCACCGCAGCAAUCGUCCACUUGCUCUUAUGGAACUACAACGACUUAAAAGAAGGCUGGAGCUUUCUGCGGUGGUCAAAGAUCCGGUCAUAUUUCUCUCGCCAAACCACUUCGAAUCAGGAUGAAGCUGCUCGACGCCAAAAGAUCGUCAACGACAGUGAGAUGGAUCCACACUAUAAGUUGAUGGUGCAAAAUGGCUAUGUUGAGGUACCGAAUUGGUGGUUUGGUCUCGUACUCUUGUUGGCGUUUGUUAUCGGCAUGGUCACGCUAUAUCAGGUCAAAUCAACAUUGCCCUGGUGGGCGUUUAUUGUGUCAAAUCUCAUCGCCGCACUUUUUAUUUUGUUCUUCGGAGCCCAGAUGGGCUUGACAGGUUUUCAAUUCAACCAACAGCCCGUGGUCCAAAUGCUGGCUGGCUAUAUUCUUCCUGGAAGGCCGCUUGCCAAUAUGUACUUCACCGUGUUCGGAUUCAACGGUAUUCAGCAAGGCCAGUGGCUACUCCGGGAUCUGAAGCUCGCUCAGUUGGCUCAUUUAUCUCCCAAAGCCACAUUCACAGCUCAGAUGCUCGGUACCGUGAUAGGAGGCAUCAUGGACUAUGUGAUCAUGGUCAGUAUUGUGGACAACCAAACCCCUGCCCUGUUGUCCAUCAGUGGCACCAAUGUCUGGUCUGGGCAGAAUGUGCAAUCAUACAGUACGCUAGCCGUCGCGUGGUCUUUGGCCAAGGACAUGUUUUCAGUGGGAAGUCGCUACCAAUGGGUCACGCUCUCGUAUCUUCUUGGGUUCAUGGCGCCGAUUCCGUUUUGGUUGGCUUGGAAAUACACCAAGCGCGAGGUCUUCCGUGACGUAGACACCUCCAUCAUCAGUUGGUACUGUGGUUUGUUGUACGUGGGUGUCAACUCGUCUCUGCUCAUGUACUUUGGUCUCGGCAUCUUCGCUCAGUGGUACCUUCGCACCUAUCAUCCUAGUGCUUUCAUCAAGUACAAUUACUUGGUCUCCGCGGCUUUGGAUGGUGGUACACAAGUUAUGGUCUUCCUUCUCAGCUUUGCCGUCCUGGGUGCCAGUGGAAACGAAUACAAAUUCCCCAUCUACGCAUUGAAUAACGGGGGUUCAAACGAGUCAAAGAACAUUGACUACUGUAAGUUCAACGUUGCUGCAGCAGGUUGA